UUAUUUAUUUAUUUAUUUUUUUCCCGUUCCUCCCCUCCCAUCUUUUGGGCGCUUCCCCGCUCCCCCGCCCGCCCGGCGGGCUGCCUCCGCGGGCGCGCAGCGCAGGGCCAUGCCGGCGGGGCCGCCGCUGCUUCGGAGCUCCCUCCUCCUCCUCCUCCUCCUCCUGCACUUGCUCGGAGCCCCGGCCCGCGGAGCCGUCUACACCAACCAUUUCUUGGUGGAGUUGAACGGCGGGGGCCAGGCGGAGGCCGAGCGCGUAGCGGCGGAGCACGGCUUCGGCGGGGUGCGGAAGCUCCCUUUUUUAGAAUCUGGAUACUUCUUUUAUCACAAUGGUCUUGCUAAAGCCAGGAGAAGACGCAGCCUYCAACACAAGCUUCGUCUGGAAAAGGACUCCAGGGUGAGGAAAGCUGUGCAACAGGAGGGCUUCAGCAGAAGGAAGAGAGGAUAUAGAGACAUCAAUGACAUUGACAUCAACAUGAAUGAUCCUUUAUUUACAAAGCAGUGGUACCUGAUUAACACUGGUCAAGCAGAUGGGACUCCUGGACUUGACCUUAAUGUAGCUGAAGCAUGGGAGCUGGGAUACACAGGGAAGGGAGUAACCAUAGGAAUUAUGGAUGAUGGAAUUGAUUAUCUGCAUCCAGACCUUGCAUCAAACUAUAAUGCCAAAGCCAGCUAUGACUUCAGCAGUAAUGAUCCCUACCCCUAYCCCCGCUAUACAGAUGACUGGUUUAACAGCCAUGGGACAAGGUGUGCAGGAGAAGUGUCUGCUGCUGCCAACAACAACAUCUGCGGCGUGGGAGUCGCGUACAAUUCCAAAGUGGCAGGUAUUCGAAUGCUUGACCAGCCGUUUAUGACAGAUAUUAUUGAAGCUUCGUCCAUCAGUCAUAUGCCUCAAGUCAUAGAUAUUUACAGUGCCAGCUGGGGACCAACUGAUAAUGGCAAGACUGUGGAUGGUCCUAGAGAGUUAACACUGCAAGCAAUGGCAGAUGGUGUGAAUAAGGGCCGAGGUGGAAAAGGCAGCAUCUAUGUGUGGGCUUCUGGAGAUGGGGGCAGCUAUGAUGACUGUAACUGUGAUGGUUAUGCAUCAAGCAUGUGGACAAUCUCCAUCAAUUCUGCCAUAAACGAUGGACGGACAGCUCUGUACGAYGAAAGCUGCUCUUCAACCUUGGCCUCCACCUUUAGUAAUGGGAGGAAGAGGAAUCCAGAGGCUGGUGUGGCUACAACAGAUUUGUAUGGCAACUGCACCUUGCGUCAUUCGGGCACGUCUGCCGCUGCCCCUGAAGCAGCCGGAGUGUUCGCCCUGGCCCUGGAAGCUAACUUGGAUCUGACAUGGAGAGACAUGCAGCAUCUGACAGUGCUCACCUCCAAGAGGAACCAGCUUCACGACGAGGUKCACAGGUGGCGUAGGAAUGGUGUUGGGCUGGAGUUCAACCAUUUGUUUGGCUAUGGUGUCCUUGAUGCAGGAGCAAUGGUUAAGAUGGCAAAAGACUGGAAGACUGUUCCCGAGAGAUUCCAUUGUGUUGGAGGGUCAAUACAGGAGCCUGAAAAGAUACUACCAAAUGGCAAGCUGGUCCUCACCCUAACCACUGACGCGUGCGAGGGGAAGGAAAACUUUGUCCGAUAUCUGGAACACGUCCAGGCAGUUAUAACUGUGAAUUCCACUCGACGAGGAGACCUCAACAUCAACAUGACCUCACCAAUGGGAACAAAGUCCAUUUUGCUGAGCCGGCGCCCCAGGGAUGAUGACUCCAAGGUUGGUUUCGACAAAUGGCCUUUCAUGACCACUCACACUUGGGGAGAAGACCCCCGAGGCACCUGGGCUCUGGAGAUUGGGUUUGUGGGCAGCCAGCCCCAGCGGGGUGUGCUGAAGGAGUGGACACUGAUGCUGCACGGGACUCAGAGUGCACCGUACAUAGACCAAAUAGUAAAAGAUUAUCAGUCCAAACUGGCCAUGUCYAAGAAGGAAGAGCURGAGGAAGAAUUAGAUGAAGCAGUGGAGAGAAGCCUGAAGAGUAUACUGAGCAAGAACUAGUGCUGUGUUGCAUGAYGGUGUCUUUCCUUCCCCAGACCCUUCUACUCACUGUUCUACUAUCCAGACCUCCAUGUUAGACGUAUUACAAUGAUUGUCUCUGUAGCCAAAUUAUCACCUUCUUGAUUUUAAAGUCUUAUAUCUUGUCAGUAAUUAUUUUAAUUGCCACUGAAGCAGUCCAUUUUUUAGCUCUAAACCACAAAAUAUAUCCCGCCACAUACURUGUACAGUUUGUGACUGUAAAUGAUUUUUCUUUUGUGUCAUAGAAAUACGUAAUAACCUGCAAAGAAGUUAWUGGCUUUUCCCUUCAUAUUUUUGUGGUAAAUGUUUCUAUUAAAAAAGAAUGAAUUUUAAUAUUGGAAGUUGGUGAUAAUGGGCACAUUUUUUUAAAUGACUGUGAGAGAGGGAAUCACAAAAAGGUUGUCUGGAGAGGUCUUUAAACAUCUAAUAGUUCUUUCUGCAUCACUGACUUCAGUGGGACUUUCCCCAUAGAGCUCAACCAAAGUAGCACUAGACACCACAAAAAGAAGUAAUCCAGAGAUAAGGAAAAUUCACCAAUCCAAUUUGCAGAAAUCCAGUUUUGAGAGUUUUCUUUCAUACUACAUACACACUUCAGCUACAGGAUGGAUCAACAGAUGUGCAAUAAGGAAGGCAAAGCGAUUCCAAAGCUGGGUGGCAGGGAGAAGUGAUUUGCAAACUGGGUCAGGGCAUUCUAGAAG
Messenger RNA from Malurus melanocephalus (red-backed fairy wren), 2748 nucleotides. It is a transcript of the gene PCSK2, whose product is annotated as proprotein convertase subtilisin/kexin type 2. The record is from RefSeq and is a predicted model, not a curated record. Gene Ontology annotation, molecular function: serine-type endopeptidase activity. Gene Ontology annotation, biological process: protein processing. Gene Ontology annotation, cellular component: Golgi membrane; trans-Golgi network. The coding region runs from base 110 to 2032 and encodes 640 amino acids. The transcript is spliced from 12 exons. NCBI's taxonomy places the organism in Eukaryota, Metazoa, Chordata, Aves, Passeriformes, Maluridae.